This is a messenger RNA of Carya illinoinensis, 1173 nucleotides long. RefSeq lists its product as uncharacterized. The coding region runs from base 1 to 1173 and encodes 390 amino acids. The record is from RefSeq and is a predicted model, not a curated record. The transcript has 2 exons. NCBI's taxonomy places the organism in Eukaryota, Viridiplantae, Streptophyta, Magnoliopsida, Fagales, Juglandaceae.
AUGGUGUUGGAGGAUGGAAGGUUACUAGAGUCGGCUGAAGCAGUGCAUUUAGAGGCUGUCUCGUUUUAUCAGGGGCUCUUCAUGGGGUCUAAUGUCAGUUUUCAGGAACUGGAGUUGGCUUUGCUGUCCCCAGUUGUUACCGAUGCGGAGAAUGAUGCCUUGUGUAGGGUUCCGUCAAAAGAGGAGGUUUAUAGGGCUCUUCGGUCUAUUCCUAUGGAUAGUAGUCCUGGACCGGAUGGUUUUUCAGCUGCAUUUUUUUCUUUGGCUUGGGAUAUUGUGAAAGCUAAUCUUGUUGAUAUGGCAAAGGAAGUCUUUGAAGGUAACCCUUUUUCUAAGUUUUUUGGUGCGACAAAUUUGGUGUUGAUCCCUAAGGUGGAAGAACCUAUGGGCUUUGGUCAGUUUCAGCCUAUUAGUUUGUGUUCAGUGGUUUACAAAAUCAUGACAAAAAUUAUUUCUAAGGAACAGGUAGCGUUCAUCCCAGGUCGGAGUAUUUUUGAUAAUAUGGCCUUGGCACAAGAAUUAGUUCAAGGGAUGGGUAGGAAGGCUUUGAGGGGUGUACGACAAGGGGAUCCUCUCUCACCAUAUUUGUUUAUUUUCUCACAGGAGCUCCUUUCCUGCAUGUUGCAUCGGAAGUUCAGUCUUGGGCUUGUUAAGCCUUAUCAUCCUGGGGGAGGUACUCUUAUCACUCAUUCGCUAUAUGCGGAUGAUGUUUUAAUUUUUACCAAUGGUGGGAGAGUAUCUAUAAGAAGGCUCAUGGCAACUCUUCAUUGUUACGAGAAGAUUUCUGGACAAUCAAUUAGUCCAAGUAACUCUACCAUUUUCUUUCCUCCUCAUAUGUCUUUGGCUAGAAGAAAUUAUCUCAAAGGAAUUUCCGGUUUUGAAGAGGGCUCUUGGCUGUGUGUAUAUUUGGGUGUUCCGUUAUAUUUGGGAAGGCUGAAAAUAUCUUUAUUUGAUGGUAACUUGGCUAGAAUUCAGAAAAAACUUGCAGGGUGGAAGAGUAAGAUGCUAUCAUUUGGUGGUAAGAUUUUGCUUUUACGGCAUGUUUUAAAUAGCAUGCCUAUUCAUAUUUUGUCGGUUGUAAAAGUGCCCAAGGCAGUUUUUGGGAUUAUUAACAAGAUUUUUCAGAUUUUCUUUGGGGAUCUUCGCUGGGAAAUAAGAAACGUAAAUGGGUAG